UAUUAUUAGUUAAUUUAUUAUUGUUAUUAUUAUUUUGGGAGGUUCGUCCCAUCGUACGAAAGCAGCGUGAGAAUGGAAAAGGCCGAAGUUUCCAUAAAAAUUCUGAGCUUAGUUCACUGUCGAGUGCUUUCUGUUCUAUCUUCCUCAUAAACCCUAAUCAACCAUUGCCAAGUUCUUAUUAUUCUUCUGGGCAUUUUCACCUGCCCUCAUUAUUUUUGCCCUUAAUUUAUCUCCUCGUAGUGCAGCAAUUGCCCGAGUCCUUGCAAUUCCUGGCCAAUUUCUUUCCUUCUCUUCGUCCAGUUUUUAAAGUGUCAAAGCUCCCAGUUUCUCCACCUGAAACUAGUAGUUAAAAAUGAUCGGAGUUGUGGCUGCUUACUCUAUACUAUUUGAUAUGCACAUGGAGAAUUUAUCGUCUACUGAGCCAUCGCAUCAGGCAAUUUAUGAAAAUAGUGAUUCAAAGCAAUCACAGGAUGGGUUGGAGGAUGGCUCUCGAUGGUAUUUUUCUAGGAAGGAAUUAGAAGAGUAUUCACCUUCUAGACAAGAUGGGAUUGACUUGAAAAAGGAGACAUAUUUACGGAAAUCAUAUUGUACAUUUCUCCAAGAUUUGGGAAUGAGACUUAAAGUGAUUGACGGUAUUGACAAUGUUAACCCAAAUUUAAGGGAGAUAUUACUACCAGUUUGCUUUUCUUUGUCUCUAGCUACGAUCUACUAUUCUAUUAUCUCAAAUUAUUAUUCAAUCCAUUGUGAUCUUUGUAUCUAUUAUGCAGUUAAUUAUUUAAGCUAUUAUGCAGUCCAUUGUGAUGUUUUGUAUUUAUUAUGCAGCCCCCAGGUAACCAUCGCUACAGCAAUAAUUUUUUGCCAUAGGUUCUUCCUUCGGCAGUCUCAUGCAAAGAAUGACCGAAGGACAAUUGCGACAGUGUGUAUGUUUCUCGCAGGAAAGGUUGAAGAAACCCCUCGCCCAUUGAAGGAUGUUAUUAUGGUUUCAUACGAAAUCAUCAACAAAAAAGAUCCUACUGCAGCCCAGAAAAUCAGGCAAAAGGAGGUGUAUGAACGGCAAAAAGAGUUAAUUUUACUUGGGGAGAGGGUUGUUCUGGCAACUCUUGGUUUUGAUCUUAAUGUGCACCACCCCUACAAACCCCUUGUUGAGGCAAUUAAAAAAUUCAAAGUUGCUCAAAAUGCCUUGGCUCAAGUAGCUUGGAAUUUCGUCAAUGAUGGAUUGCGGACAUCUCUUUGCUUGCAAUUUAAGCCUCACCAUAUUGCGGCCGGUGCCGUUUUCCUUGCUGCCAAAUUUCUCAAAGUUAAACUCCCAUCAGAUGGGGAAAAGGUGUGGUGGCAAGAGUUUGAUGUCACCCCACGGCAACUGGAGGAAGUCAGCAAUCAAAUGUUAGAACUUUAUGAACAAAAUCGACUGCCACCUUCUGGUGAAGCUGAUGGAAACAUUGGAAGUGGUCCCACUAAUCUACCCACAACAAAAGCCCCUACUAACAGUGAGGAACAGGCUGUAACGGACAAUCGUGCACUUGGUGUAGGUAUUGCUACUUCAAGACUCGGAACCUCAAAAGCUGGUUCAUCUAGGCCAGCAUCUGAACACUCAUUUGCAGGUGAUCAGCCAUCGAGAGCAAUGCAGAAUCAUAGUGUUGAAAGUUCAAAUGUAAAUUUUAGAAGUCCUUCCAAUCACAAAACGGGUAGUGAAUCUAGGGUUCGACAGGAGAUGGAGCCAUCGGCUUUCCACGACAAGGGAAAGGCUCAAAACUCGACAAGGCUGAUGUCAGAGGGAUUGGAUGAGCAAGACCGUAGUAUUGGAAGUUCAAAUGUAGAUUUUGGAAACGAUAUGAAAAUAAAUGAAACGAGGGAUGCAAUGGAACUGAAAGACAAACAUGUAAUACGAAAUAUAGAGUUUAGAGAAGGUACAUUUGGCAAACCUCAGGAAGCUAUCAAGAUUGACAAGGAUAAAGUAAAGGCUGCGCUUGAGAAACGAAGGAAAUCUCUUGGUAGUAUGACCCAGAAAAAAGAAUUGGUGGAUGAGGAUGACCUCAUUGAAAGGGAGUUGGAAGCUGGGGUUGAAAUGGCUGCUGGCAGUGAGAAAAACAAGCGAGAACAGAGGCAAAGUUGGAAUAAGUCAUCGAAUGAACAGGAACCCGAGGAUUCGUAUCAAGAUAAACAUCGAGAGGAUGAUAGAGAUGAGCAUCCUCAACGAAUGCGGCAACAACCAUUGUAUAAUAUAGAUUCUAGCAACAUGGAAGAAGGUGAGUUUGCAGAUGCUAAUGAAGUUGGUUAUGGGUAUCAGGAGUCCCCGAAAUCGAACAACAGUCGGAAGAGAGGCAGGGAGCUCACAGGCUAGACUUUUGAAGAGAAAGCGAAGGCAAGGUGUGUCGUGUCGUGUUGGUGCAGGUGCUCAAACAGGAGUGACCACGAGAAUCAUAUACCGGAGAAUAAAUGCUUGACAAGCUCACCAGAGUUUUAUUCAGAAUGUUUUAGGUAUUAGUCUUUCCUAGAAUCACUCAUUGUCCAAGAUUUGACGUAGCUGUUCACGUGAGAAAUUCAGAUUUAAAGGCUACGCUCUCCACGGGUCCUCUUAGAGCCUGAUGUUUGUAUGGCAGCUUCUGCUAUGCUUUCCAUGUAAUUCACAACUUUAACAAAGCAACGAUUUUGAAUUACUCUAUGGAGGAGGGUCUCUUUGACAA
Messenger RNA from Cucurbita maxima (winter squash), 2684 nucleotides. RefSeq names its product cyclin-T1-3-like. The coding region runs from base 353 to 2341 and encodes 662 amino acids. Gene Ontology annotation, cellular component: nucleus; cyclin/CDK positive transcription elongation factor complex. The transcript is spliced from 8 exons. The record is from RefSeq and is a predicted model, not a curated record. Lineage: Eukaryota; Viridiplantae; Streptophyta; Magnoliopsida; Cucurbitales; Cucurbitaceae. Gene Ontology annotation, molecular function: cyclin-dependent protein serine/threonine kinase activator activity. Gene Ontology annotation, biological process: positive regulation of DNA-templated transcription, elongation; regulation of transcription by RNA polymerase II.